Molecule: messenger RNA, 896 nt
Organism: Juglans microcarpa x Juglans regia
Lineage: Eukaryota; Viridiplantae; Streptophyta; Magnoliopsida; Fagales; Juglandaceae
Product: transmembrane emp24 domain-containing protein p24delta9-like
Exons: 4
Coding region: 86-724 (212 amino acids)
Biological process (GO): intracellular protein transport; endoplasmic reticulum to Golgi vesicle-mediated transport; Golgi organization
Cellular component (GO): endoplasmic reticulum-Golgi intermediate compartment; COPII-coated ER to Golgi transport vesicle; endoplasmic reticulum
Source: RefSeq, a predicted model, not a curated record
AGAUUUCGUCUUACGAAGUCCAAUCUCUCUCUCUCUCAGGAAAAAAAUAGAAAAGAACAAGAUUUUGCCAUAUAGCUCUCACGCUAUGAUUCAAUCCCAGCAUCUAUAUUUCCUGCUAAUCUUAGGGUUGCUAUCGUGUACAUCGGAGUCGAUUCGGUUUGACCUGCAAUCGGGUCACACCAAGUGCAUCUCCGAAGAUAUAAAGAGCAAUUCAAUGACGGUGGGAAAGUACAGCGUCGUCAACCCCAACGAGGGCCAUCCCAUGCCCGAUGGCCAUAAACUCACCGUUAGGGUAACUUCUUCUUAUGGGAAUAGUUAUCAUUACUCGGAGAUUGUGGAAUCGGGGCAGUUCGCGUUUGUGGCUGCGGAGGCCGGAGACUACAUGGCGUGUUUCUGGGCAGCCGAUCACAAGCCCCAGAUCACGUUGACUGUGGAUUUCGAUUGGAAGACUGGUGUAGCCGCCAAGGAUUGGUCUAAUGUUGCUAAGAAAGGCCAAGUCGAUGCCAUGGAACUAGAACUUAAGAAGCUGUAUGAUACUGCUAUUUAUAUUCAGGAGGAAAUUUAUCAUCUCCGGGAGAGAGAAGAAGAAAUGCAGGAGCUCAAUAAAACUACCAACUCCAGGAUGGCCUGGUUGAGUUUUCUUUCGCUCUUUGUUUGCUUAUCAGUGGCAGGCUUGCAGCUAUGGCACUUGAAAACCUUUUUUGAGAAAAAGAAGCUCAUUUAGUCUUAUUCUGGGCAGGUUCUACAAUUUUUCUCAUCUGUUUCGAUUUACAACAUAGAAUCAAUGUACCUUUCGAGUAGAUUACUACAGUUGAAAAUUGCUUACAGCCUGCAGAAUCUUGUCUGCGUGUGUAGCUACCUUACAUGAAUCUAGGAGCAGCGUACCUUAAUCAUCA